This is a messenger RNA of Ziziphus jujuba (common jujube), 1949 nucleotides long. RefSeq names its product chromatin remodeling protein SHL. Lineage: Eukaryota; Viridiplantae; Streptophyta; Magnoliopsida; Rosales; Rhamnaceae. The record is from RefSeq and is a predicted model, not a curated record. The transcript is spliced from 4 exons. Bases 216 to 707 code for a protein of 163 amino acids. Gene Ontology annotation, molecular function: chromatin binding.
CUGCCCUUUUAUAUCUCUCUCACAGUCUCUUUCUGAUUUCUAUGCGCCAAAAAUAAAAAAAUAAAAAAAUAAAAAGUAAAAAUAAAAAAUAUAAUAAAUAAAUAUCUUUUUAGUUUGGGUGGAAGUUGGGGAAAUUGAGUUUGGGUGUGUCGUGGUGCAUGUCAGGGUAAUCUCUAGCAGUAGAAGAAGUUCCAAGUUUCAGUGAGAGAAGGAAAAUGGCUAAACCCAAGGCUCCCAAACGAGCUCUCGACUCCUAUACUGUCAAGCCCAUCAACAAAACCAUCCGAGCUGGGGAUUGCGUUCUUAUGAGGCCCUCUGAACCCUCGAAGCCCUCGUACGUAGCGAGGAUCGAGAGGAUCGAGGCCGAUAGCCGUGGGACCAACGUCAAGGUCCAAGUUCGAUGGUACUAUCGUCCCGAGGAGUCAAUCGGAGGUCGCCGUCAGUUCCAUGGAUCCAAGGAGGUUUUUCUUUCCGAUCACUAUGAUGUUCAGAGCGCCGAUACCAUCGAGGGAAAGUGUACGGUUCACAGCUUCAAGAGCUAUACGAAACUCGAUGCCGUCGGAAACGACGAUUUCUUCUGCCGUUUCGAGUAUAAUUCGGCUACUGGAGCAUUCAAUCCCGAUCGAGUUGCCGUGUAUUGCAAGUGUGAGAUGCCUUACAAUCCUGAUGAUCUAAUGGUUCAGUGUGAAGGCUGCAGUGAUUGGUAAUAUAUGGAUUGCACAUGUACAGUAUUUAUGGAGAAGGAUGAUUAUAUGGAAAGUGGAAAGAUCCAUCUAUUAGGGUUGGUAGAUAAAGAAAUCACUUUGAAAAAUGAUCUGUCUUGUAUAUCCUUCAGAAAAUUGUUACAUGACUUUAAAUGUUUUUUGUAGGCUGUUUAAAGUUGCAAUAUUUAACAGUACCCUUGGAGAAGAUUGAACUUGAAUUAUACUAGCACUUUGUAUUUGUUCAUACAACUUAAGUAAUAAUAUAUGUCAAUAUCUGGGAUAGGUUGAGGACUAUACAAACAACUGUAUAUCUGAAUCAUUAGCAAAACUGGGUCGUUUGUUUUACAAUGUCCAAGUGAUUUAAUGAUGAAUUUUUAAUUUGAGGUUUUUGUCUAAUAAGUUGAAUCAUUUGUCAAUUGAAGUACUUGGAGUUGCAAUCUACAUGGGAAUUCUUAUUAAGAGUGUAUUACCUGUCCCAUCAAAGCUCAGUCUUAUGUUCCCAUUGGUCUGCAAAACAUCCAUAUCUUGGGGAUGCAUGAUCUUUUAAAACUUAAGAGGGGCUCCUCUACAUUUGAAGUAGAGAGAUUACCAAUUUAUGACUUUAGAUUAUGAAACCUAUAUGAAUUGUCAUGAGGAUGAUAUUUUAACUUGUUUUUUUCAUUACUUAAAGUUUUUGAUUUAGUACGUCAAAUCUUUGGUAGGAUUGAUGGAGAAUACUCAAAAUCAUGAGCUUUGCUCUAACAAAAAAGCACCCAUGAUGAAACUUUUCGCAUGUGAACCACCUUCACCUGUAGUUUAUUAUCUCUUUUAAACAUUUAUUUAGAUUAAAAAAUAUCUGGCUGUAUGUAUGGUAAGUCAUUGAAUGUAACGUUGUGAAGAAGUUUGGUUAUUUCUAAUAAAAUUGAAAAGCUUGGGAAGUAGUAGAAACUUAUAGGCUGAUCCUUGCAUGUGUGCAAAUUUAUAACAGCAUUCACAUGUGGGUAUGUGGUAUCAUAGUUUGUGUUAUUUUGUUAGCACAGCUUGAGCAGACAUUAGCUGCAGAGUUUUACUUAGGGGAGUGUCCAAGAUUAGAUUCACUUUUUGAUGGAUGAGAUUAAUUGAGGAUCAGAGAGUCAUCAAUGCUUUAAAUGCACAUAUGCCUAAUAUCAAAGUGGCUGCACAUUAACUGUCUCCUCGGAGACAGAACAGUGGCAUCACCACCUCAACCCCCAAAUGGAAGAGCAAGGGUGGUUCAAGUAACACAAA